GUCCACCUUUGUCUGUAUUUAAGUUUGCCUUCGUCCUUUGUUCCACGUGGUGUCGUUAUGUCUUUUCAAUGUCCUCAUGAGAUGUCUUUUGGAUUUUGUCCUUGAACUGGAUAAUCUUGUCACCCUGCACCUCGCCUGCAUAUGGAUGUUAAUGGGUAAUCAGUCAUCAAAUAAAGCCACUUACUGCAGUAAGAUUCAGACCGUCUGUGUGUGGUUCCUGCCACAAGACAAAGAAACUGAGCACUACUGAGUCUGACUAUGAGUUUCACGUCUGCACUGUGGAUCCUUCUCUCCAUCACCAUCCAGGGGGUGGCUCUGCAGGAGUUUGACAACUACUAUGACUAUGAUUAUGGUGACCCAGAACCUCAGAACUGCUCGACCACAGAGAGCAUCAAGGGCGGACACGUCACCUACUCACAGGGAGGCAUGGAGGGCAGUGUAAUGACCUACCACUGUGAUCCUGGGAAAUUCCCAUUCCCAGUCAGCUACAGAGUCUGCAGUGCUGAUGGAGACUGGUCUCCAUUGAGACUACCGAGUGGCAGACCUGUGUCCCGGCCCAUUUGCAAAGACAUGCUGUGUCCGGGUCAGCUGCAGCUGGACAAUGGUGAAUUUUGGCCCAGGAAUCAAUGGUUCCAAGUUGGCACAACGCAGAGCUUUUCCUGCCAGGAAGGGUUCUCCCUUUAUGGGUCAGCCCAAAGAAACUGCACGCUGUCUGGAGAGUGGACCGGAGCCACUCCAAUUUGUGAUGAUCAUGCCAAUGACUGCGAUGACCCAGGGGUCCCCUCAGGAGCUGAGAGGACAGGUGACCGAUUUCAGACAGGAGCAAAAGUGACUUAUCGGUGUCAGGCUGGUAUGCAUCUGCUUGGGUCGGCUGAAAGGGUUUGCCUGGAGAACAGGGAGUGGAGUGGUUCAUCACCAAGGUGCCAAGCUCCUCACACCUUUGACACACCCAGCUCUGUGGCUGCAGCCAUGGCGGGAUCACUCGCCGGAGUGUUGGACGUUCUCUCACCAGAUUACAAAAAGAAAAAUGUUAGUAGAGGAUUUGGCCGAAGCUUUCGUGUGGCUGAAGUCAGUCGUAUGAACGUUUACAUUUUGCUGGACACAUCAGGAAGCAUCAAAGAGAAGGACUUUCAAUUGGCCAGGAACGCAACCAUUGCUCUGAUCAAAAAGCUUGACAGCUAUGACGUCCAGCUGAAUUUCCACGUGUUGUCGUUUGCCAGCGAAACUAUAGUCAUUGUCAAUAUCCAAGAAACGGAUAUAAGUGGGGAUACUGAACAGGUCAUAACGGCUCUGAUGGAGUUCAGCUACACAAGCCAUGGGUAUAAAACAGGCACCAACCUUCACUCUGCUCUGGAAAAUGUUUGGCAACAGAUCAGCUUCUUAAAUGUAAACAGAGAAAAGAACCGUUUAAAUGAGACCCAGAACAUCAUCAUCAUAGAAACAGAUGGUUACUCCAAUACAGGGAAAAAGCCUGAGGCCGCUCUGGCCAAGAUCAGGAGCUCACUGGGCUAUAGAACCACACAACAUGAUCAUGGACAUGAGAAAAUGCUGGACGUCUACGUAUUUGGUGUCGGAGAGCACGUGAACAAAGAUGAGCUGAACUCUCUGGCCUCAAAGAAAAGUGGUGAAAAUCAUUUCUUCGUUCUGAAAGACUUUAACAAACUGGGAGAGGUGUUCAACAGCAUCAUCAGUGACAGCAGUGUGACCAUGUGUGGGAUAGCUCAGGAGCAGUUAUCCAAAGAACAGGAGUUGGAUGGAGUGAUAGCCUACACCAGGCCUUGGCACGUGACUUUGACAUCACCUACAUGGGGUUUGGAAAAGUACUGUUCAGGAUCCAUUUUAAGCCAGAACUGGGUGCUGACGGCUGCUCAUUGCUUUGCCAAAGUGAGCACAGACACACACAGAGUCCCAAAGCAGCUAACCAUACAGUACGGUGGAGGAGAAGUGCAAAUUAACAAGGUGAUCAUGCACCCCGAUUACAACACUCUCGCAAUGAAAGAGAGGAAUGUCUCAGAGUUUUAUGACUAUGAUGUGGCUUUGGUUCAGACAAACAGAAGCAUCCCGCUGUCCUGGGAAGCCAGACCUGUCUGCUUGCCAUGUACCGUAGCAGCCUCUCGAGCCAUGAAGAAAAUAAACUCCACCUGUGAGCAGCACAGAGAAGAACUUCUUACACACACGGUGACGACUGCCUUCUUCAUCCAUAAGAAGACGGAACGUAAACAAACUCACAUCCAUCUGAAGAGUCAGAGGCCUGCCUGUGUGGAAAAGGCCAUGCAAACACUAACUCAGCCCACAGAUGUAACUUUAGAAGAAUAUGUGCCUGACAGUUUCCUCUGCUCUGGAGGUACUGAAGGAUAUCAGGAUGCCAUCAGCUGUAAAGGUGAUUCUGGUGGAUCUCUGUUUCUGCAGAAAAGACAGCGCUUUUUUCAGGUGGGAGUGCUGAGCUGGGGCACCAUAAAUGUGUGUGACGCAUCUAGAAACAAACAAGGAAGCAGCAGCAGGCCUCCUCCUGAAGCUCGAGAUUUUCACAUCGACCUCUUCAAGAUAAUCCCGUGGCUGAAAAGGCACUUGGGGAAAGACAUCCAGUUUCUUCAUUAGAGCCAUAGAGCAGAUCCAGGACCAGUCUGCAUACAGUGGGACAGUCCAGGAUAUUAUAAUGAAUAACUGAUGUAAUGUAGUUGUAACAUCGUGCCGUUGAUUACAUAAACUUCAACGGAAACACAAACUGCAUUCAACAGUUCAAAAAAUAAACCUAACUUUAUUCUGA
Messenger RNA from Girardinichthys multiradiatus, 2767 nucleotides. Its product is annotated as complement C2. Lineage: Eukaryota; Metazoa; Chordata; Actinopteri; Cyprinodontiformes; Goodeidae. Gene Ontology annotation, cellular component: extracellular region. Gene Ontology annotation, molecular function: serine-type endopeptidase activity. Gene Ontology annotation, biological process: proteolysis; complement activation. The record is from RefSeq and is a predicted model, not a curated record. The transcript has 20 exons. The coding region runs from base 259 to 2598 and encodes 779 amino acids.